Messenger RNA from Nothobranchius furzeri (turquoise killifish), 2738 nucleotides. It is a transcript of the gene klf5b, whose product is annotated as Kruppel like factor 5b. Gene Ontology annotation, biological process: regulation of transcription by RNA polymerase II. Lineage: Eukaryota; Metazoa; Chordata; Actinopteri; Cyprinodontiformes; Nothobranchiidae. The record is from RefSeq and is a predicted model, not a curated record. Gene Ontology annotation, molecular function: RNA polymerase II cis-regulatory region sequence-specific DNA binding; DNA-binding transcription factor activity, RNA polymerase II-specific.
ACCAGGAUUUAAUUUGUGACUCAUCCUUAAAAACACACACUUGGCAACAUGUUCGGUUUAUUUUGAAGCAUUUACACACCCACGGUCUUUCUUUCUUCCAUUAGGUGUUUGCCCGGUUUGUUUGGUUCGGCCCCGCCCUGCAGGCGCGCUGAUAUCACGCAGAUGCGUAAUUUGACAAGCCAGCGCAAAACAGCGGAGAAUGAGCGCCUGACAGCUGCUCGCUCGUGCAGCUUGUUGCCAAAGGAAGCAAGGAAUUCCUCAUCUGCUGGACUUAUUCGUGAACGUUUAGGGGAAAUCUCUGCGUUUAUGGCCACUGUGAGGACUGCUGCUUGGGUUGCUCCGGAGCAAGACGCGCAGUUUCUUCAGAAGACCCCUACCGGCGACGGCCUGGGAGGCGGGGAGGGUCCGGGACAAGUGCUCUAUGACAGGAGGGAUGCAUCCAGUCUGGCUACAUCAGAGAUGGACAGCUACUUGUGUCCGCACCUACAGGAUGUUGUAAAUUCCAAAAUGUUGUGCAGCUUCACUCCGGAGCCGCCUUUCACCGAAGACUUCGCCUCGCCUUACAGUGUCAACAUGAACCUGUUCCUUCCUGAUGUCACGUGCUUGCACCCCACGGGCCCCUGCACAGCUGUGACACAAAUCAAAACAGAGCCAUCACUCUCCCUGACGCUCCCAGCCUGCCUAGGGGGCGGAGUACCACCUCCAGCAGAAUACUCAGGUGUAUUUAAAGCAGCAGACUCUCAGGACGGCGCGUUUUUCAUCAAACAGGAAGUGCCAGACCUUCAGGAUGUUACCAUGUUUCAGCUUUUGAACACUGAUUUGGAUCAGCUCACUCACGAAUCGCAGGUGAACCCCGGCCCUGUGACCAAGUUUGGUUUUCCUGUUCAAGGUCCAGUGCAGAAUUCUGCAAAACCUGCAAGCAGGUUGCAUGCUGAAUGUUUACAUUUAAACCAACGCUUGGGUCAUGAGGUUAGACCUACUUACUGGCCACCCUCUCCACCAAACUCUGAACCUUCAAGUCCAGACAGAAGCAAGGAGCUCCUUCAUAAACUCUCCCCACCUCCUUCGUAUGAAGCCAGCAUCGCUUCCAAGUUCCAAACCUCCACCGAUCCAGGACAGACCAACAGGCCAGCAAAUCAAGACCAAAAUUACUCCACUGGGUUCCUUCAAAGUCCGACUUCUGGGGCAACCCAACAGUCGAGCCUGACAAAAGCUCAGAGAACACAUGUUGGUCCUCCCUCUCCAGGGUUGAUCCGGUCAGCUCCGGUUAAAUACAACCGGAGGAAUAAUCCCGAUCUGGAAAAACGUCGAAUUCACCACUGUAACGUCCCAGGGUGCAAGAAAGUUUACACCAAGUCAUCUCAUCUGAAAGCUCACCAACGGACCCACACAGGAGAGAAGCCCUACAAGUGCUCCUGGGAGGGCUGCGAUUGGUGCUUCACUCGUUCUGAUGAGCUGACACGUCACUUCAGGAAGCACACCGGAGCAAAGCCAUUCCAGUGUGGAGUGUGUAGUCGCUGCUUCUCCCGCUCGGACCACCUGGCCCUGCACAUGAAGAGGCACCAGAGCUAGAGACGCCUCUAAAAAAAACACUUACCUUUUUUCUUCUAAAGUGGACAAAGCACUGAGAGAAAGGCGUUUACUUUUUUUAUCAUUUAGUCUUUAUUUAAGAUCUUCUCAGGAGUGCUGGCCCACCACUAAUUCUCACUUUUAUUUUGAAAAGAUUUCUUACAUUACAUCUCAUCACAGUGAGGCUGAAAGUAGUUAAAGAGUUAAAAUUCAUUUGUCAAAUGUAAGAAUCUGAUGCUUUGUACGCCUUUAUUUUGAUAACAUGCUUUAUUAAAACAAUUUUGACUUUAUAUCCCAUUUUUUUACUAUGCAGAUUAUAUCAGCUUUGUGAAAUUUAAUAUUUAUUUAUGAUUAAAAUUGAAGCUGCAUGUAUAAGUGGAAGGAAAAUUGGGUUUUAGGGAAUGGGUCAGAGGGAAUUAUAUUUACUCAUAUCUGGAUAAUAAAAUAACUAUUUUGGGAUUUGAGGAUAUUUUUAUUUUCAACAGCCCACUAAAUGUUCUCUUAACAUCUAACGUCUGUCACCAUAGCUGGUGCAUCAACAUCUAAAGCCUUGUUCUCUUUUAUUUCAGGCGUUUUGCAAACAUUAUUAGCUCAUAUUGAUUUUAAUGAGCUAAAACUUCAAAGUUAUUUUUUUAGCAAGCAUUGAAACCUAAUUUAAAACUUUAAAUCUGAGCUAUUUUCUUUGUUUUAUUUAUAGAUGAAAUAAUACAAAUACAAGAAAAAAUGAGACCUUUUGUUUUUACAUGCAGGAAUUUUUUAAAUAAAUUUUCUAUAUUUUCUACAAAGUUAAAAAAAAUAUUUUUUUAUACUUUCUGUAUUUUCAUUUCUAUAUUUUGUAACUUACAACAGGAUGCCAAAUAUUACAAGUGAAAAAAUACACACACGCACACACACACACUGAAUGGCACAGUUUCAGUGACCUGUUUGAUGGGGAAAUAAUCAGAUAAACGUUUUACUGGUGGUUGUUGUUCUCAUAAAUCAGAAAGCAUCGGACAGAAAACUUCAUGCCUUGGUAUUGAAUUAUUUGUCUCACUGCCCACUGAAAAGGUGAACGUGCAAAAUAAAAUGUUUAUAAUUGAAGGUUUGGAACAUUUUAAAGAUGUGUUUUUUCAGUCCUUGUCAUGAAAUUAGGGAAUUUUAACUAAGAAUAAAAAACUACCCACAGCAAA